CACUUUGAACACUUUGAACACUGGGAUAUUUUUGAAUCAUGACUCGUACGAAAAACCAAGACCAGAGAGAAAGGCAGCAUGAGGGGGUCUGAGUUAUGAACUAUCUUCUCAUGUUUUCUGUCUGUAUUUGCCGACAGUGGAUUAGCAAGCAUUAACGUCCUUCUCACAGCAAAAAUAACUAUCUCCAUUCAGAUAAACUGAUUAAAUUAAAAGACCAUACACAGUACACUCCUCAAACAAAAAUGGCAAACCUCACACCUCUCUCUAAACUUGAUGAAACCUUCGACAGAGUUUCCGAACUCAAAGCCUUCGACCAAACUAAGGCCGGCGUCAAAGGCCUUGUGGACUCCGGCGUUGCCGAAAUUCCAAGAAUAUUCUACUACCCGCACAAAGAACGUUCAAAUUCCGACAAGACUUCUGUUACCGACGAACCCCACUUGGGUGUUCCAGUGGUGGAUUUGGUAGACAUCGAUAAAGACCCAUUCAAACGCAGAAAAGUGGUGGACAAAAUCCGUGAAGCUUCCGAAAGUUGGGGGUUUUUCCAAGUGCUUAACCAUGGGGUUCCGGCGAGUGUUCAGGAUGAGAUCAUAAAUGGGACACGUCAAUUUUUCGAACAGGAUAUUGAAAUGAAGAAACAAUAUUAUACAAGAGACAACACUAAGCCUUUCGUUUACAAUUCCAAUUUCGAUUUGUUUAGCACAUCCACUGCCAAUUGGAGAGACACCGUCUUCAUUCAAAUGGCCCCAAAUCCUCCCAACCCGCAAGACUUUCCACUAGUUUGCAGAGACAUCCUAGUUGAGUAUUCAAAACAAAUGGAAAAGGUUGGAGAAAUGAUAUUUGGGCUACUUUCAGAGGCCCUUGGUUUGCAAUCAACCCAUCUCCUGGAAUUGGAUUGCAGUGAAGGACAUGCCUUUAUGUGCCACUAUUAUCCAUCCUGUCCUCAGCCAGAACUCACCAUUGGCACCACCCAGCACUCCGAUAGUAGCUUCAUCACUGUGCUGCUUCAAAACCAUAUCGGAGGUCUUCAAGUGCUUCAUCACAACAAAUGGGUGGAUGUUCCGCCUGUUCCUGGAGCCUUUGCCGUCAAUGUCGGCAGCUUAUUGCAGUUGAUUUCAAAUGACAAAUUUGUAAGCUCGGUGCAUAGAGUGGUGGCUAAUCGUGAGGGUCCAAGAAUAUCAGUGGCAAGUGCCUUCAGCACCGGCACUAUACCAACCUCCAAACUCUAUGGACCCAUCAAGCAAUUGUUGUCCCAACAAAAUCCUCCAAAGUAUAGACAAAUCACUGUUAAAGAGUAUCGUCUCUACUUUGCUAAAAAAGGGUUGGAUGGAACGGAUGCUCUCACACAUUUUAGACUUUGAUUUACUCUUCUCUUUUUUGGUUUCCCUAUUCCAAGCUUUACUAAAAUGUUUGAACUAUGUUAAGGUUGAAUUUCUUUGUUAGAGGUGUAAACUUUUAAUUUGUAAAACAUGUUAGUGUAUAGUUAUCGUUAGUGUUAGAAAUUGUGUGAGGUCGUGAAUAUUUUAUUUGUUCACUAUUUUCUUCUUUUUGGUUGACGUGGCAAAAAGUGUUUUGAAAGUUUGUGAAGAAUAUUUGGAUGAGACAAAGAUUUUAUUUGGGUCCUAUUGUGAACAUAUUUUUUUUUUCUUAAAAGAAGAAGAUUUGUCUUUGUAGUA
Cucumis sativus (cucumber) is the source of this 1673-nucleotide messenger RNA. RefSeq names its product 1-aminocyclopropane-1-carboxylate oxidase homolog. The transcript is spliced from 3 exons. The record is from RefSeq and is a predicted model, not a curated record. NCBI's taxonomy places the organism in Eukaryota, Viridiplantae, Streptophyta, Magnoliopsida, Cucurbitales, Cucurbitaceae. Bases 243 to 1358 code for a protein of 371 amino acids.